Molecule: messenger RNA, 1584 nt
Organism: Nannochloropsis gaditana CCMP526
Gene: RFK
Product: riboflavin kinase
Exons: 4
Coding region: 7-1584 (525 amino acids)
Biological process (GO): riboflavin biosynthetic process; FMN biosynthetic process
Molecular function (GO): riboflavin kinase activity
Source: RefSeq, a predicted model, not a curated record
AGGGAUAUGCGUCGUCUACCGCGUCUCUGUGCAGACAAACAGGGCUCCUUGAAGACCGUCAUUCCCCUUCUGUUUCUGUCUAGUGCAUCAAGUUUCGCGUCACGAUCUGCCUCUUGCUGCUUCAGGACCUAUGCGGCUGUAUGUGCUGUCCUUCUGGCCUCAUUUACCUGCCAAUCAGCUCUUGCAUUUGCAUGGGGCCCCCCAAUGUCGUCGUCGCACUCUCUUUUGGGAAGUCAAAUUAGCAGAAGCCUCGUACAUGACUACCAUUCGCGGAGGAUGCUGGUGUGGCAAUCGUCGGAAUCUUUGGAUUUCCACAAGGAGAAAGUGUACGGCAUGCAUGACUCAUUUGAAGGGCGUGCUGCUUCGUCGACGGUAUGGGAAAAGGACUCGGCGGAGGAGGAAAAGCGACGGGCAUCCCACAAUGAGAAGCAAGCAAGUGUAUUUGACGAAGCAGCGCACGAGGAAGCGACCCCUGAGGACGUUAUCCCUCGUCUCCGACGCAUCGCCGAGGCUGCUGCCCUCCGUCCCACCGAUCGUGUCCUCGACGUGGGCACAGGGACCGGGGCCCUCCUCCCCUUCCUCCUUCCCUACCUGGACGAAAACGCCGGAGAGAAGCGCAUUGUCGGGAUGGAUCUCUCCGCGGGCAUGUUGGUGGUGGCGAGGGAGAGCUUUCCGCGUGCGUCCUUUUGGCAGGGGGACGUUCUUGAUCUCCCCGUGAUAUACGAGCGGGAGGGGGGGAAGGAGGAAGGGCUGUUCACCGCCGUGUUUUUCAACGCCUGCUUUGGAAACGUCUUUGACCAGGCACGAGCCCUCCGGGAAGUGGGCAAGCUGGUCAAAAAAGGCGGCCGGGUGGUCAUUUCUCAUCCUUUAGGUGCCGAUUUCGUGGAAGAAUUGCGGCGGCGUUCCCCCUCCGUCGUGCUCGCGGACCUUCCCAGGGACGAAAAGGCGUGGAGGGACAUUCUGGUCACAACACCCUUUCAGCUUACCUCGCUGCAGUCAACAUCUUCCCUCUACCUCGCCCUCCUUUGCCGUCGGCCUGAUCAACCCCUCCCUCAGGCGCUCCUCCUCCAAGGACCAGUCAGUCAAGGAUACAAACGCGGAAGCAAAAAACUGGGCUUCCCCACCGCCAACCUCCCAUCCUCGCUUUUUGUCGUCAAAUCGCUCAUAGAAGAUAUUCCCGUGGGUGUCUAUUGCGGUUGGGCUCGUGUAGUUGGGCGUGAGUGUAAGGCAGUGGUGAAUAUUGGGUACUCCCCUACAUUCCAGGGGGAGGAGAACAGGGAGAAGAUUGUAGAGGCGCAUUUGAUUGACGGCGCUUUUCCCGGAGAUUUCUACGGGGAGUUAAUGACAUUGAUUCUCACAGGGUUCCUACGGCCCGAGCAGAAAUUUCCGAGCUUCCCUGCCUUAGUAGCAGCUAUCCAGCAGGACGUGGAAGACGCCAGGGUGGCGAUGGACUUGCCUGUGUAUGCAGGGGCGAAGCGAUUGGUAGAGGAAGAAGGGGAGGGCACAGGGGAAGAGGAGAGAGGAAAUGGAGCGUCGAAGGGGAAAGGGAGGUGGGUGCCGUUUGAGGAGUGGGGUCCCAGAUAA